This is a messenger RNA of Entamoeba invadens IP1, 936 nucleotides long. RefSeq lists its product as hypothetical. The transcript has a single exon. The record is from RefSeq and is a predicted model, not a curated record. NCBI's taxonomy places the organism in Eukaryota, Evosea, Mastigamoebida, Endamoebidae. Bases 1 to 936 code for a protein of 311 amino acids.
AUGGAGGCCAUAUUAAAUAAAAUCAUUUUCCAAUGCACAGCGUUUAAAAACAAACUGCCCGACUAUAUUCGAGCUCAAAACAUUACUUAUAUCAAAGAUAGAGAAGAUAUCCCAAUUGCAGAGAGAAUCAAAGUGGCUGAGGAGAAUUUGGAACAUUUUAACGACUACCAUGCGAAAGGUGAGGCAGUUAAAGGAGACUUGAACGACCUCCGCUUGGACUUGGACGCAUUGAUGCACGAAUUGAGUGAAGAAGUUAGGAAGUAUGAAGACAAAGAAGGAUCUUAUAACACAUUGAUAGACACACUGGUCUAUUUGGAACAAAAAAAGGCACAACAAGAAAAACAAAUUCUUCAAACCCAAAUUGAUGAAAUCGACAGCACUUUCCGAGUCAAAGAGAAGUCUUUAGAAACGAAGAAAAAGCAGAUUUCUAUCAACGGAACACUCGACGAAGAAGAAGUCAGUAAAAUCAAAGAGUGGAGUGGCAAGAAUGUGACGAAUGUCCUCUUCGAUUCAAACGUCGACGACUGGGGGACAAGUGCUGUUUUCAAUAGAAAAGUUGUUGGGCGUAAAGAAGUGGUCGUUGUCGUUGAAGACAUGAAAGGAAACAAAUUUGGGGGCGUCAUAUUUAAAACAAUUCAAGCGGAAGACUUGAACACGGCAGAUCCACAAGCAUUCGCGUUUGUAUUAAAAACUAAAGGAAAGAUCAAAGGAGCAUCUAAGUUCAAAAUAUUGGAGGCACAUACUAAUUAUGCUUUUGGAUGUUAUAAGGACGACCAUCCUCGACUCUUUUAUAUCACGAAUUGUAUAUUCGUGAUGAAAAGAGGAGAGGAGGGAAGUAAUUGCAUAUCAGGAAUCACUGAAAUCCCGGUCAAAACCAAUUUCUGUGGGGGAGUUAACUUCACUCCAAAAAGAAUUCUUGUCUUCCAACUCCAUUGA